This is a messenger RNA of Rhinocladiella mackenziei CBS 650.93, 3183 nucleotides long. RefSeq lists its product as uncharacterized. Gene Ontology annotation, molecular function: nucleotidyltransferase activity. The record is from RefSeq and is a predicted model, not a curated record. Bases 1 to 3183 code for a protein of 1060 amino acids. Gene Ontology annotation, biological process: RNA 3'-end processing. NCBI's taxonomy places the organism in Eukaryota, Fungi, Ascomycota, Eurotiomycetes, Chaetothyriales, Herpotrichiellaceae. The transcript is spliced from 2 exons.
AUGGAAAGGGAUUCAAACCACAGCUCACAAGCUACCUCCGUACGAGGCCAGGGCCACCAGCUCUCCCAAUCCAAAUCGAUGCCCUCAACGCCCUUUCAACGGCCGCACUCCCGCUCGGAACAACGUGGAUCGUCUUCUCCAGAACCGGUUGCCAAAAAUAGUUCGCCCCGGUCCUUACCAUCUGACAAGAGUCAAACGCCGCCCGCAGGUCGGAAGCAAUAUGGAGGCUGCAAAUACGAAACAGGGAUGGCGAGGGCAAGACGGCGUGUUCCUUAUUCACUCGGACCAGAGCCGCUAGAAAAGGAACAGUCGGAGUUAAAGGCUCGACUUGACCCUGAAGAGGACGAAAAGCUGACCCAUGAUAUGCAAAAUCUGUACGAGGAACUACAGCCUAACGCCGAAAGUGAGGAACGGAGGUCCAAGUUUAUCCAAAAGCUUGACAAGAUCCUUCGCGGAAGAUGGCCCAGAUCCUCAAUAAAUGUCAAUGUGUUUGGUUCCACCGGCAACAAUCUAGGAACGGCGGACUCGGAUGUCGAUGUCUGUAUUACCACUGACUGUAGGGAAAUGGAGCGAGUUUGCUCCAUCGCGGAUCUUCUCGCAAAGCACGGGAUGGAGAGAGUGGUUUGUGUUUCCAGCGCCAAAGUACCUAUUGUCAAGGUGUGGGAUCCCGAGCUGCAAGUGGCUUGUGAUAUCAACGUCAACAAUCCCCUUGCCUUGGAGAACACGGAGUUGGUGCGGACCUAUGUCAAUAUUGAUAGUCGAGUGAGACCUCUGGCUAUGAUCAUCAAGUAUUGGGCGAAACGACGGAUAUUGAACGACGCUGCUCUCGGUGGGACUCUUAGCUCCUAUACGUGGAUAUGCCUGGCCUUGAAUUUUCUUCAGACAAGAGAUCCGCCUAUUUUACCGACCUUGCAGCAACAGCCCAAGUUGCAACCAAAGUUCCUAGCAGGGGUAAAUGUAUCUUUCGACCGCAAUAUUGACUCGUACAAGGAUUUCGGCAGCCGGAACACAUCUUCCCUAGGUCAACUCCUAUUCCAUUUCUUUCGCUAUUAUGGCCACGAGCUGGAUUUCGAACAAAAUGUGGUGUCGGUCCGACUGGGGCGGGUUUUGUCAAAAGUUGAAAAGUCCUGGCAUUUGCUUCAGGAUAACCGGUUGUGUGUGGAGGAACCUUUUAAUGUGUCCCGGAAUUUGGCCAACACAGCAGACGAUACAUCAAUGCGAGGAAUUCAUUUGGAACUGCGAAGAGCAUAUGAGUUGAUAGGAGAGGGCAAGCUGGAGAAUUGCUGUGAACAAUUUGUUUAUCCGACGGAAGAAAUCAAGCCAUUGGAGCAUUUCGUCCCUCCGUCAGCUCGACCUGUCAUUCCACAGCCACCGACACAACCUUCAAUGCCACCGCUGGCACAACCUCCAACGCAACCGUCACGGGGCGGCCGAAAUGGUGCACGUGGGGGGAAACAUCCAAAUGUUAACCGGAACACUAAUGUGCGACGGUCUUCAAAUCCCACCGGUCGGCACUCGACCUACCUACGCAAUCUUCCAUUUCAGAUGACCACACAAGAACUGCAACUUCAAGCGCAGCAUCAACAACAUCUCCUUCACGACCAGCUUUUUCAGCAGUAUCAAUAUCUGCAGCUCCAGGAGCAGGAACUCAGGAUGCAGCUCCACCAACAGAAUCUCCGACAGAGAGGUCUAUUGGCAUCGGGUUAUUACCAACCUGCUGCGUAUGUGCCGAAUUCUUCGCAGGAUGACGGGCUCGACAUAGGCGUGAACAGCCAGACGAAUGGGGUAGGUCGAGCUCCUUUGUCAGCACCUCUAUAUCAGCAACGGUUCGGUCCUGCGUCUCCAUUCCUUGCCGCGUCUCACCCUAAUCAAGGAGUGGCAACCAAUCCUCCUUCACCACGACUGAAUUCUGUAGUCCCUGACACCCGAAGAUAUUCACGGCGGACAUCCGUGACACAGUCAUCUUCAGGCGCUUCCUUACGAGCUCACUCACAGCCCGCGCGGGCAAUCCCUGUGUCUGGCUUUGGGCAUUUACAGGCAAGAAACGAUCCUUCUGGUAUGCCCGAUACGUUGGGUCGAAGGUCCUCUGCAUCGUCAACUUCUCAGGAGCAAUUUUCCGGUUACCUCGAAAACGGAUUCGGCAUCUCUGGCUCGAUUUACGACCCAGGGAGAAGACCCGCGGAGUAUCUAGGAUACUAUGUUGGACAUUCACCGUCAUUAUCCGCUUAUUCUCAAAGUACAGCGAUCUCUCCUAUACCCUCACAUGUCGGCCUAGCCAUCCAGCAUGGGGGACUAUCUCCGCGUCUUGCUUCAGCAACGGCCCGAACCCCAGGAACGAUGCACACGCCGCCGUUGCAGACAAUUCCCACUGCCGGGAUGGAAAACCAGGAAGGCCGGGAACCGGAUUGUGAGAAUGUUGAGAGCGGGAAUGCCGAAACUGAGCCGCCCAAAACCAGGACCGGUCCUUUAAUCGUCGACGGGUCAGUCAACUCCCCCAGGCGUACGCGUACGACCCACUCAUUCAACGACCCGGAGGACCAUAUGAACCUUAGUGCUUCCACUUCUGAAGAUUUCGCGUUCGACACGCCUUCAAGCUCUGAUGAACAAUCACAGGAUGCUCUGGAGUUUAAUAACCAUGAGAGAAGUCCUCCAAGCAGUCCCAGCGCUUCCCGCAAGCUUAAUGGCCACCUACCAUUAAGGUCGCUUGGUGGAAGCCUCAAAGAUGAAUUUCCAGUCAAAAGGACAAGAGCCGCAGAAUCGGUCGGAAUGACAAGUCAAGGGGCAACGAAGAAAUCAGGAAGCACGGCUAGGCCUUCCGAUCGCCAGCUUUCUGCCGUAGAAGAAGUCCGAACACCGUCGCCUAGAGUCGAAGGAUUCGGUUCUGAUGGCAGCGGUCCAAAGGGAAGUGUGUCAGUCAACCAAAAUCAGGCUGCCAUAGCGAACGGCGACAGAGUCGAAGAAGGUUCAGAAGAACCAUUGGCGUCGUGCACAAAUGGAUCUGUUGGAUCUUCUGGACACGCACCCAAUUCUGGGCCAAACCCCAAUGUCAGCAACGGCUGGCAAACACAGAAAAAGAAAAGAAAGAAUAAGAAAACGGUCAAAUCGGAGAAUGACGCGCAGGCUUUGAACCUUUCCAGAGGAGAAUCUCUCCCAGCCGAUGAGUCCCUGAGAAAAGGUGGCUAG